This is a messenger RNA of Trypanosoma grayi, 1602 nucleotides long. Its product is annotated as myo-inositol-1-phosphate synthase. Gene Ontology annotation, cellular component: cytoplasm. The coding region runs from base 1 to 1602 and encodes 533 amino acids. Gene Ontology annotation, molecular function: inositol-3-phosphate synthase activity. Gene Ontology annotation, biological process: phospholipid biosynthetic process; inositol biosynthetic process. The transcript has a single exon. The record is from RefSeq and is a predicted model, not a curated record. NCBI's taxonomy places the organism in Eukaryota, Euglenozoa, Kinetoplastea, Trypanosomatida, Trypanosomatidae.
AUGCCGAAUGUUCGUGUAAAAAGCGACCAGAACGUGCAGUAUACGGAUGAGGCUAUUGAGGUCAAGUACGCGUACCGCACAACACACGUGACAAAGGGAGAUGGCGGGGAGGUGACGGUGGAGCCCGUAGAUGUUGCGCUGCGCUUCCGCACACUGCGCAAGCCUGCUAGGUGUGGCGUAAUGCUGGUGGGCUGGGGCGGCAACAAUGGGUCAACCGUGACGGCGAGCAUUGUGGCCCACCAGCACGGCGUGACGUGGCGCACCAAGACGGGGAUGAAAGAGCCGAACUACUUUGGUUCCAUCACACAGUCCAGUACAAUGAACAUGGGGCUCACUUCUGACAUGGAAGAGGUGUUCGUACCGCUCAAAGAUGUGGUUCCGAUGCUGAAUCCGACUAAUCUUGUCAUUGGCGGAUGGGACUGCAGUAGCAUGAGCAUUGGUGACGCCAUGCGCCGCGCGCAGGUACUGGAAAUCACCCUGCAGGAUGCGGUGUAUGAACACAUGAAGGAUAUGAAACCACUACCCGCGGCGUUUGAUCUUAGCUUUGUUGCAGAGAAUCAAAAGGAGCGCGCAGACAAUGUGAUGCUAGUGCCAAACAAAUGGGAGGCGCUGCAGCAGCUGCGGCACGACAUACGCGCCUUCAAGGAGGGGCAUGGUCUCGAGAAGGUCAUUGUGCUCUGGACAGCCAACACGGAGCGCUUUUCAGAAUAUGUUGAGGGAGUACACGACACUGCCGAGAACCUUCUCGCCGCGGUUAAGCGGAAUGAGUCGGAGAUUGCACCAUCGGCACUCUAUGCAAUGGCCGCCAUAUUGGAGAACUGCAGCUACAUCAAUGGCGCGCCGCAGAACACGCUUUGCGCUGGCCUUAUUGAUCUGGCACAUCGUCAUGGCGUUUUUGUUGGUGGGGAUGACUUCAAAAGUGGGCAGACAAAAAUGAAGAGUGCGUUGGUGGAGUUUUUCGUUGCUGCCGGCAUCAAGCCAGAGUGCAUUGCGAGCUAUAAUCACCUCGGUAACAACGACGGGCACAAUUUGGCGGCGCCAAAACAGUUCCGCUCCAAAGAGAUCACGAAGAGCAAUGUGGUGGAUGACAUGGUGGCGUCCAACAACAUCUUGUAUCCGCCCGGCACUAAAGGGCCAGAUCACUGCAUCGUCAUCAAGCACCUUCCAUACGUAGGCGAUAGCAAACGCGCCAUGGACGAGUACAGUUUCUCCAUCUUCAUGGGGGGUGAGCAGACGGUGGUGCUGCACAACACAUGUCAGGACUCCUUGCUGGCGGCACCUCUUAUCAUUGACCUCGUCGUGCUGACGGAGCUUUUGGAGCGUGUGUGUGUGACAAUCGACAGCGAAGGUGGCGAGCCCAAUGAAAAAGCAGCCAGAUCAUCUUAUACACAGAUGGAGACUGUGCUGUCGUUGUUGUCAUAUCUCCUUAAGGCGCCGUGUGUUCCAGCAGGUACACCUGUGGUGAACGCGCUCAACCGCCAGAAACAGGCUAUUGACAAUGUGUUGCGUGCCCUCGUUGGACUCCCGCCGGAUCAUAACAUGUUGCUGGAGUGCCGUGUACCGUUUUUACGCGGUAAGAUGUCUCAAUCAGUGAGAGAAUGA